This is a messenger RNA of Aspergillus campestris IBT 28561, 1217 nucleotides long. Its product is annotated as methylenetetrahydrofolate dehydrogenase (NAD(+)). Gene Ontology annotation, biological process: purine nucleobase biosynthetic process. Gene Ontology annotation, cellular component: cytosol. Gene Ontology annotation, molecular function: methylenetetrahydrofolate dehydrogenase (NAD+) activity; methylenetetrahydrofolate dehydrogenase (NADP+) activity. The record is from RefSeq and is a predicted model, not a curated record. NCBI's taxonomy places the organism in Eukaryota, Fungi, Ascomycota, Eurotiomycetes, Eurotiales, Aspergillaceae. The coding region runs from base 71 to 1072 and encodes 333 amino acids. The transcript is spliced from 4 exons.
GUCACAUCUUGAACUCCUCUAGAUCUCCAGAUCACCUUGGAUCAGUCCAGACACUCAGAUCACAGACACAAUGGCUUCCACAGAUGCUGCCCCCGCCUCCUGCAAGGUCAUGCUCUCCAAGCAUGUCGCCAAUGGCCUUCUCGCCGAGGUCCAGGAGGGUCUGAAGACGCUGGAGAAGCCCCCCCACCUGGUGGGAUUCCUGGCCAACGAUGACCCUGCGGCGCUCAUGUACGCCCAGUGGACGGAGAAGACCUGUGAGGAAAAUGGCUUCCGGUACUCGCUGCGUCAAUUGCACCGAGAUGAUCUGGAGGAGGCUCUCCUCGCCGCCAACGUCGACCCAGAGGUCGACGGCAUCAUCGUUUACUACCCCAUCUUCAACAACCGCCAAGACCAGUACCUGCAGCAGAUCGUCGACGUCUCCAAGGACGUCGAGGGCCUCACCCACCGCUACAUCUUCAACAUGUACCAGAACAUCCGCUUCCUCGACCCGGCAACCAAGCGCCAGAAGUCCAUCAUCCCGUGCACCCCGCUCGCCAUCGUCAAGAUCCUCGAAUACCUCAACAUCUACAACCGCAUCCUGCCCUACGGCAACCGUCUGUUCGGCCACACCAUCUGCGUGGUCAACCGCUCCGAGGUCGUCGGCCGACCCCUGGCUGCCCUGCUCGCCAACGACGGCGCCUGCGUGUACAGCGUGGACAUCACCGGGGUGCAGAAGUUCACCCGCGGGGAGGGUCUCCGCAAGGGGAGACACGAGGUCCAUGAGCUGGAAGGCAAGACCAUCAAGGACGUGGCGCCGCUGUGCGACGUCGUGAUCAGCGGUGUUCCGGGAGAGAAGUACAAGUUCGAUACCAGCUUGCUUCGCGAGGGUGCUGUGUGCGUGAACUUUUCUAGCGAGAAGAACUUCCCCCACGAAGUCCGCGAAAAGGCAUCCAUCUUCGUGCCUUCCAUCGGAAAGGUGACCAUCGUCGUCUUGCUGCGCAACCUGCUGCGCCUCAUCCAAAACCGACGAGCGGACGACGUCAAGCCCGCCCAGGCUACAGAGCAGCCGGGGACUCUGGAGGCCAACGUAUAGUCUCCACUAGAAGUUGUUCGAUUUACGCUUUGACAUGCAGCCAGACUUUUCGAUAAUAUUUCAAUAUUAUUUGUUUCAAUAGAUUUCGUGUAAUUAUAUUCAUUUUAUUUUAAGAUCUAGUAAUGACAGCUUAAUGAGCUCGAGG